Dermacentor silvarum is the source of this 1854-nucleotide messenger RNA. RefSeq lists its product as uncharacterized. The coding region runs from base 1 to 1854 and encodes 617 amino acids. Lineage: Eukaryota; Metazoa; Arthropoda; Arachnida; Ixodida; Ixodidae. The transcript has a single exon. The record is from RefSeq and is a predicted model, not a curated record.
AUGGACGUCGUAAAGCCCCCGGAAUCGCUGCACCUGUCCGGCAACAUCAGGAAAAACUGGCUGGUGUUCAAGCAGAAGCUGCAGCUGUUCAUCACUGCUACGGAACCGGAGAAGCCCCGCCCAUCGGCCGUAAAAGCAGCGAUUCUUCUGAGCACCGCGGGGGACGAGGCGCUCGAUGUCUACAACUUCUCGUUUGCCGCAGGUGAGAACCGAGAAGAUUAUGACACGUUAGUGCGGAAGUUUGAAGAAUACUGUGUCGACCAGGGUAAUGAAGUCUACGAAAGGCACAUUUUCCGACUGCGAACACAGGAAGAGGCCGAGCCUUUUGAGCGGUUCCUACGGGACUUAAAAAAGCAGGCAAAGCUGUGCAACUUCGGUUCACUUGAAGAAUCUAUGAUCAGGGAUCAAGUGGUUUUUGGCACAAAUAAUGCAAAACUUCGAGAAAAGUUGCUAAGUGACAAAGACUUAAACUUGCAGAAAGCAGAAGAAAUUUGCAAAGCCGCUGAGCUUUCUGCCCUUCAGAGCGCAGCAUGGUCAAAGGAAAGCCUGCACGUUGACUUCACAAAUCGCACAAACCGCACGAAGUUUGCGAAUGCAACUCGUUGUCGAAAUUGUAACAAGGUACAUGCCCCCGAGUGGUGCCCGGCAUAUGGGAAAACUUGUUAUGCAUGCAAGAAACGAAAUCACUUCGCCGCAUGCUGCAACAAUGCUCGCAGGAUAAACGAGGUGCACAAAUUGGAAGAAGGCGACGAAAACUUUGACAUCUUGGGCAUCAGCAUUUGCGGCGUCACCGGAGCCAUAGGAGCGGAUUGGGUGGUUCGCGGCAAAAUAGCCGGUCUGGAGAUACAAUUCAAAGUAGAUACCGGGUCUCAGGCAAAUUUGCUGCCCCUAUCCCUGUUCAACCGAAUUGCCAACGCAAGCACUCCGCGUAAGAGCGCGGCCGUCCUCACAGCAUACAACGGCAGCGCAAUCAAGCACGUUGGCGUGGCAACCGAAGAUCUCGAGAUAAGCGAAACGCAGCAUUCCGUCUCGUUCUUUAUCGUGAAAAAGGGGCGCCAAGCUAUCCUUGGCUUAAAGGCAUGCCAACAGUUUGGUCUGAUACCGGUGACUGCGGACGCUGUGAAUGUAGGCUAUACGCGAACGGAAUUCCAGCUUGCCUUUCCUGACCUCUUCAGCGGCACCGGCUGCGUCAAGCGACCCUACAAAAUGGUGCUACGAGAGGAUGCCGUUCCAGUCGUCCAACCUGCCCGCAGAGUACCCAUAGCAUUGAAAGGACGCCUGCGACAAGAACUCCAAAGAAUGGAAAAGGCCUCAAUCAUCGUCAAGGUGGAUGAACCAACCGAUUGGGUAAGCCCCCUGGUUGUUGUGCACAAGAAGGAUGGUACGCUUCGCAUUUGCAUGGACCCGAGAGCAGUGAACAGGAGCAUUAAGCGGGAGCACUAUCCUAUGCCUUCACGAGAGGACAUAGAGAGCGAACUGGCAGGAGCAAAAUACUUCUCCCGGCUCGACGCCAAUGCCCGCUUUCAUCAGAUUCCUUUAGACGAGGCCACGUCACGAAUAUGCACUUUUGCGACACCAUUUGGGCGGUACCGUUUUUUACGUCUCCCUUUCGGAAUUUCAUCGGCGAGCGAGGUGUUCCAAAAGACGUUAACAGAGAUGUUCGAAGGGCUGCCGGGAGUGCGCGUCUACGUAGACGACGUUUUAAUAUGGGGCGACUCUAAGGAAGAACACGACGAACGCGUCACUGCUGUGCUGAGACGGGCACAGGAGGAAGGGCUAACAUUUAAUCCAGCUAAGUGUGUGUUCUGUACCACACAGGCUGCAUUCCUUGGCGAUGUAAUGGACGAGACGUAA